Molecule: messenger RNA, 3990 nt
Organism: Chrysochloris asiatica (Cape golden mole)
Lineage: Eukaryota; Metazoa; Chordata; Mammalia; Afrosoricida; Chrysochloridae
Product: aldehyde oxidase-like
Exons: 35
Coding region: 1-3990 (1329 amino acids)
Molecular function (GO): NAD binding; FAD binding; iron ion binding
Source: RefSeq, a predicted model, not a curated record
AUGCCUUGCCCGACAAGAUCGGAUGAGUUGGUUUUCUUUGUGAACGGGAGAAAGGUGGUAGAGAGGAAUGUGGACCCGGAAGUGACUCUGCUGACCUUUCUGCGAAAGAGCUUACGCCUCACAGGAACAAAGUAUGGCUGUGGACAAGGAGGCUGCGGGGCGUGUACCGUGAUGGUGUCCAGGCUCGAUCCCACAUCCAAGAAGAUAAGACACUUUUCCGUCACCGCCUGCCUGGUGCCCAUCUGCUCUCUGUAUGGAACUGCCAUCACCACUGUGGAAGGUGUUGGAAGCAUCAAAACCAGGAUUCACCCUGUACAGGAGAGGAUCGCCAAGAGUCAUGGCACCCAGUGUGGAUUCUGUACCCCUGGGAUGGUGAUGUCCAUGUACACGCUUUUGAGGAACCACCCGGAGCCCUCAGAGGAGCAGCUCACGGAAGCCCUUGGGGGCAACCUAUGCCGCUGCACUGGAUAUCGACCGAUUCUUGCGAGUGGAAGAACUUUCUGCAUGGAAUCAGAUGGUUGUCAGCAGAAAGGAACAGGAAAAUGCUGCUUGGAUCAAGGAGAAAAUGAUUCUUCCUCACUUGGUCAGAAAAGCAGGAUGUGCACUGAAUUAUUUGUGAAAGAGGAGUUCCAGCCACUGGACUCUACCCAGGAGCUCAUAUUUCCCCCAGAACUCUUGAGAAUGGCAGAGAACCCAGAAAAACGCACUCUUACUUUUCAUGGAGAGAGAGUUACCUGGAUCUCCCCUGGGACCCUCAAGGAUCUCCUGGAACUGAAAGUAAAACACCCUGAAGCCCCUCUUAUAUUGGGCAACACCUCCCUGGGACCUGCCAUGAAAUCUCAAGAGCGUUUUCACUCAAUUCUCCUCUCUCCUGUUAGAAUUCCUGAGCUGUAUGUGGUAUCCAAAACAAGUGGUGGACUGACAAUAGGUGCAGGCUGCAGCCUGGACCAGGUGAAAGACAUCUUGGCUGAGAUGAGUUCUGAACUCCCAGAGGAGAAAACUCAGACAUACCGAGCCCUCCUGAAACAUCUGAAGAGUCUCGGGGGACAGCAGAUCCGGAAUAUGGCUUCUUUAGGAGGACAUGUGAUGAGCCGGCACUUCUUCUCAGAUCUGAAUCCAAUUCUGGCCGUGGGCAACGCUACACUCAAUCUGAUAUCAGAAGAAGGGAUGCGACAGAUUCCUCUGAAUGAACAUUUUCUUGCUGGGUUGGCAAGUGCAGACCUUAAGCCAGAGGAACUAUUGGAAUCUGUGCAUAUUCCUCACUCACACAAGUGGGAAUUUGUGUCAGCCUUCCGACAGGCUGAGUGCCAGCAAAAUGCCUUGCCUGAUGUGAACGCUGGCAUGAGAGUCCUCUUUGAAGAAGGCACCGACACCAUUGCAGACCUGAGCCUCGCCUACGGAGGGGUGGGCACUGCCACCGUCUGCGCAGCCCUGUCCUGCCAGCAGCUCCUAGGGAGGCGCUGGAAUGAACUGAUGCUGGAUGAGGCUUGCAGGCUGCUGCUGGAGGAAGUCUCUAUCCCAGGCUCGGCUCCUGGUGGGAGGGUAGAAUUCAAGAGGGCUCUGGUGGUCAGCUUCUUCUUCAAGUUCUACCUAGAAGUUUUGAAGGAACUAAAGACACUCCUAAAACUGUUUCCUGUUCCUGACAGCCGUCGUUAUCCUGAAAUUCCAGACCGGUUCCUAAGUGCGCUAGAAGAUUUCCCUGUCACAAUACCCCACGGAGUCCAAACAUACCAGAGUGUGGAUUCUGACCAACCUCUCCAAGACCCAGUUGGACGCCCCAUCAUGCACCUGUCAGGUCUAAAACAUGCUACAGGGGAAGCCACAUUCUGUGAUGACAUUCCUGUAGUGGAUAAAGAACUUGUCAUGGCUUUGGUGACCAGUACCAGGGCUCAUGCAAAAAUCAUAUCAAUUGAUUCAUCUGAGGCUCUAGUACUAUCAGGGGUAGUUGAUGUGAUAACAGCUGAUGAUAUUCCAGGCACCAACGGUACUGAAGAGGACAGACUGUUGGCUGUUGGCGAGGUACAUUGUGUGGGCCAGAUUAUCUGUGCUGUGGUAGCUGAGACAGAGGUACAGGCGAAGCAAGCAAUUGAAAAGGUAAAGGUCACCUAUGAAGAUCUGGAGCCUGUAAUCUUCUCUAUUGAGGAUGCCAUAAAACAUAAUUCAUUCCUAUGCCCUGAAAAGAAACUUGAAAAAGGAAACAUUGAGGAGGCAUUUGAAAAAGUCGAUCAAACUGUUGAAGGGGAGGUCCAUGUUGGAGGACAGGAACAUUUUUAUAUGGAAACACAAAGAGUGCUUGUUAUUCCAAAGACAGAAGACAAAGAACUGGACAUUUAUGUGUCAACACAGGAUCCAGCCCAUGUACAGAAAACCGUGUCUUCCACCCUAAGCAUCCCCAUCAACAGGAUCACCUGUCAUGUAAAGCGAGUCGGUGGGGGUUUUGGAGGGAAGGUGGGAAGACCAUCUAUAUUUGGGGCCAUUGCAGCUGUGUGUGCUAUCAAAACUGGUCACCCCAUUCGUCUUGUUCUUGAUCGCGAAGACGAUAUGCUAAUAACUGGAGGAAGGCACCCAUUAUUUGCGAAAUAUAAAGUGGGUUUCAUGAACAACGGGCGAAUCAAAGCUCUGGACAUUGAGUGCUACGUUAACGGAGGAUGCAUGCUGGAUGACUCGGAGCUGGUAAUAGAAUUUCUUAUAUUAAAGCUGGAAAAUGCAUAUAAAAUCCACAACCUCAGGUUCCGGGGUAAUGCAUGCAUGACCAAUUUACCAUCCAAUACAGCCUUCCGUGGGUUUGGCUUCCCACAAGGAACCCUGGUAACAGAAUCUUGCAUCACAGCUGUGGCAGCCAAAUGUGGUCUUCCUCCAGAAAAGAUCAGGGAGAAAAACAUGUACAAAACAAUUGAUAAAACUAUCUACAAACAAGCAUUUAGCCCUGAGACUCUAAUCAGAUGCUGGAACGAAUGUCUGGAGAAGUCUUCCUUUCAUAGCAGAAGGAUGCAAGUGGAAGAGUUCAAUAAGAAGAAUUAUUGGAAGAAGAAAGGCAUUGCUGUUAUCCCCAUGAAGUUUUCAGUUGGCUUUGCUGCAACAUCUUACCAUCAGGCUGCUGCACUUGUUCAUAUCUACACCGAUGGGUCCGUAUUGGUCUCACAUGGAGGCAAUGAAUUGGGACAAGGUAUUCACACCAAAAUGCUACAGGUGGCCAGUCGUGAAUUAAAAAUACCCAUGUCUCAUAUGCAUGUCUGUGAAACAAGUACAGCAACAGUGCCUAAUACAGUCGCUACAGCAGCAUCCAUUGGUUCAGAUGUCAAUGGCAAAGCCGUGCAGAAUGCUUGUCAGAUCCUUCUGAAACGACUGGAGCACAUCAUGAAGAAAAAUCCAGAAGGCACCUGGGAAGACUGGAUAGAAGCUGCAUUUGAACAAAGAAUCAGUCUUUCAGCCACUGGAUAUUUCAGGGGCUACAAGGCCUUUAUGGAUUGGGAGAAGGGGGAGGGAGACCCAUUUCCUUAUUAUGUCUAUGGAGCUGCCUGUUCUGAGGUCGAAAUUGACUGCCUGACUGGAGCUCACAAGAAGAUCAGAACAGAUAUCGUCAUGGAUGCUUGUUGUAGCCUAAAUCCAGCCAUUGACAUGGGGCAGAUUGAAGGGGCAUUUAUUCAGGGAAUGGGCCUUUACACCACCGAAGAGCUGAAAUAUUCUCCAGAAGGGGUCCUGUACUCUCGGGGCCCAGAUAAGUACAAAAUUCCAACCAUCACUGACGUCCCAGAGGAGUUCAACGUCUCCUUUCUGCCAUCAUCACAAACCCCACUCACCAUCUACUCAUCCAAGGGCCUUGGAGAGUCAGGGAUGUUCUUGGGGUCAUCUGUGUUCUUUGCCAUCGCUGAUGCUGUGGCCACAGCACGAAAAGAAAGAGACAUAGCGGAAGACUUUACUGUGAGGAGCCCAGCGACACCAGAAUGGGUUCGAAUGGCCUGUGUGGAUCGAUUCACAGACAUGAUCUAG